Solea senegalensis (Senegalese sole) is the source of this 1819-nucleotide messenger RNA. It is a transcript of the gene ubac1, whose product is annotated as UBA domain containing 1. The transcript has 10 exons. The coding region runs from base 325 to 1614 and encodes 429 amino acids. Gene Ontology annotation, molecular function: protein binding. The record is from RefSeq and is a predicted model, not a curated record. Lineage: Eukaryota; Metazoa; Chordata; Actinopteri; Pleuronectiformes; Soleidae.
AGCAAGUUAAAGUUCAAAGUUCAGACAUUACAGUGAAAAUAGGGUCCUCGCAGACUGGCAUCCUGUGUGCUAACAGGGAAAGGUAAACAACCCGGCGGGCACUGGACACGUUGACUAGUCGUUACCGCCCCGAAAACCGACAGAGGAAACCGAACAUGUCCCACAGUUAAUCGGCGGGCGCUCUGGCUUUUUGUUGUCGGUGGAUUUACAGAAGGACGGCUAGCUGGGUGCUAACGUUAGCACGCUAGCUUGCCAGGAGCAUAGAGACUGCUACUAGCUAGCCAACGUCUCUGCAAGGGUACUCUCUGAAGAAGGGCUGCAGCUAUGUUCGUCCAGGAAGAGAAGAUAUUCGCCGGCAAGGUGUUGAAAAUACACAUCUGCACCAUGGAUGGCACGGAGUGGCUGGAAGAGGUGACGGAAGACACCACUGUUGAGAAAGUAAAGGAGAAGUGCUUGAAACAUUACGUAUAUGGAAGUGUAGAAGACCCCAAAACACUCACCCACCAUAAACUUAUACACGCUGCUACAGAAAGAGUUCUCACCGACACUAAAACAGUCGCUGAUGAAAACCUCAAAGAUAAAGACGUUUUGCUGCUUAUAAAGAAAAGACCACCUCCUACCCCUCCAAAGAUGGCAGACAUUAGUACAGAAGAAAAGAAGAAACAAGAUAACAAAGCUCCAGACAAAGAUGCGAUCCUAAAAGCCACCACCAGCCUGUCCACACGCCACACUGACCGCACUGUUACCCAGCACAACAUUAGAGAUUUUCAAACAGAGCUCAGAAAAAUCCUGGUUUCUCUCAUUGAAGUUGCCCAGAAGCUUCUUGCCUUGAACCCUGAUGCUGUUGAACUCUUCAAAAAAGCCAAUGCAAUGUUGGAUGAAGAUGAAGAGGAUCGGGUGGAUGAAACGGCACUUCAGCAGCUCACUGAGAUGGGUUUCCCAGAGAGCAGGGCCAUCAAAGCUCUCAGACUGAAUCACAUGUCAGUGACCCAGGCCAUGGAGUGGCUGAUUGAACAUGUAGAUGACCCCACUGUAGACACGCCACUACCAGGCCAGGACUCCUCUGGGGCAGCAGGAGCCACAGCAGCUGCUACGCCAGGCCCUUCUACCUCUGCCUCAGCGUCAGCCUCAGCGUCAGCCUCAGCCCCGAGUCCUAAUCUUCUCCGCAGCCUCUCCAGCCAGUCGAGCACCGAUGAAAGCAACAGACAUGAUGAACUCACUGAGAUCUUCAAGAGGAUCCGCAGGAAACGGGAGUUCAGACCAGACUCAAGAGCUGUCAUUGCAUUGAUGGAGAUGGGCUUUGAUGAAAAGGAGGUGACUGAUGCUCUGAGAGUCAAUAAUAACCAACAGGAUGCUGCGUGUGAGUGGCUCCUGGGAGAUAGAAAGCCGUCUCCUGAAGAUCUAGACAAAGGCAUUGACACCAACAGCCCGCUGUUCCAAGCCAUUCUGGAGAAUCCAGUGGUCCAGUUGGGUCUAACCAAUCCCAAGACUCUGCUAGCUUUUGAAGACAUGCUGGAGAAUCCUCUCAACAGCGCCCAGUGGAUGAACGACCCCGAGACCGGCCCAGUCAUGCUCCAAAUAUCCAGAAUCUUCCAGACCCUCAAUCGCACAUAGAGCCUUCUGGUGACCCCUGUGUGUGACUGCGGCAGCAGUGUGUGUGUGCGUGUGUUUGCGUGUGUGCGUGAGAGUGGGUAUUUGUUUGUAUCUCGGUAGAGACACAAGUAUUGUUUUUGCCUUGGAAAGACAGAGCUGGCAGAGACAAAGUAGGAAAAAAGUGAUCUAUAUAUAUGUGUGUGUGUAUAUAUAUAUAUAUAUAUAU